Molecule: messenger RNA, 6251 nt
Organism: Culex pipiens pallens (northern house mosquito)
Lineage: Eukaryota; Metazoa; Arthropoda; Insecta; Diptera; Culicidae
Exons: 2
Coding region: 3133-3744 (203 amino acids)
Source: RefSeq, a predicted model, not a curated record
AAAUAAACGGAAAAAAAGUUUCUAGGUUACAAGUUUUAUACGUUAUGGAAACAGAAAUCAAAAAAUAUCUUCAGUUUUAGAGGCAUUUUAAGAAGAACAGUUUUGUAAGUAAAUUUGGAUUUAUUUACUUAACCUCGAAUUUGAAAAUAUUUUUUUUCAAGCUAAUAAAUUUAAAUAUUAAAUUGUUAUUUUUAAAUGAAUCACUAAAAGAAACCUGGCCUUAAUGAUCUAUUGAACAUUAAAAUUCAAUUCGCUCACAUUCAGGCUGACAUUUGUAAGUAGCACAGUGACAGGCACCUUGUUUUUAAAUGACAAUUUUAAACGAAACAUUUUUUUUUUUUUUAAGACGUACAUGGACAUCACGCCAUGGCUGAAGGAGAUUAUUAUUGCAAAUCAAUAAAUCUAAACAAUUUCUUCGUGGAAAGGACGCUUAAGAUGUCCUUUUCAAAUAUCUGUGACAAGGAAAAUAUUUUACCCUGGAAAUUUUUAAUUUAUUUUAAUUUUAAAAUGUUAUGCUUUAAAAAGGAGGCGCACGAUACUUCUUAAAUCUUCACCUAAAACGAAGCUUUAUGAAUGAUCUUGCGCCUCCAUCAAAAUAUAUGAAAAAACUUAAAAUAUAAUAAAAAACAAAUAUCCACAAGUAAAAUAUUUUCUAGGUCACAAAUAUUUUAUUUUUUUAAGGUACAUUGAUAUGCAAUGAUUAUCACCUUCCGUCAUAUUGGCGUGGGACAAACAGUAUGAGAAAAUUCGUACCAGUUGAUAAUAUUUUGAUUUUGUUUUUUUUUUAUAAUAUUUGAAAAAUAAAUUAAAAUCCUAUAUUUUGUUCUACACAUUUUUUUAUUAGUUCAUUUUUGUACUGAAUUCUUGAGAUUUGUUCAACGAUAAUUUGCAACGAUAUCAAAAUAGUUUACCUAAAAUCAACAAUCAAUGAUUAUUUCAAAAUUUGUUGCAACUUGUUUUGAUAUUUUUUGUUAGUUUCAAUUAUUUUAAAUGCAACACUUUGAUUUUCUUGUACUCAGUUAUAAACAAAAUGCGCAUGUUGAGUUCCAAGUAAGAGAUUGUUAUUAUCGUUGAUUAUUUGUUACAAAAGUUAAACUGUCAGUGACUUUUUUCGAUUUGCAAAAACAGUGAUUACUAUUUUUAAUCUUUUUAUGUACCUCGUAAUUUUUUCCUAAAAAAUGAUUUAACUUAAAACUUCCAAGACAUAUGCUAUCGGGGUAAAAGAUGACUGUGUGUGUACUUUUUCAGAAAUAACUGGAUGAAAUUUGGUCAAAUUUGAAUUGAAAAGGCACAUAAAAAUAGGAAAAAGGAAGCAUUCAAGAAUCAAUGAGAUAUGUCUGACUACUAACCAAUAUUAUUUAUUAUUUUUUUAAUUAUGAUACUACAAACUUGGGUAAGAGGUUAUCAUUUAGUCAUUAUAGUGUAAUAACACAAUUAGAGCUUUUCAAUCACAAUAAAAAGUUUCAAAAACUGAUCUGAUAAAUCAAUUAAAAAUAUAAGAUGUUUUGUAAAUUAAGCUGUUCUAUAGGAAAUACCGAAUAAUAAAAAAACAUAUUUUUUGUUAAAUUUAAGAUAACUCCGGCUCCGACUCCGACUCCGGGUUAUCAGAAAUCUUCGGCUCCGACUCCGACUCCGACUCCAGCUCUUAAAAUUUAGCCGACUUCGGCUCCGACUCCGACUCCAGCUGUUCGAGUUUUGACGACUCCGACUCCGACUCCAGGUCCCCAAAAAGACCCGACUCCACCGACUCCGGCUCCGACUCCGACUCCGACUCCACAGCCCUGACCUCGAUGUUCUGAGUAUGGGAAAUAUGUUACAAAUUUUUUUUUUGGUUUCGUUUGACCUUGAAUAAACCAACAAUAGAGCAGGCUAUGUAAACAAUAACAAACACGUUUUGUUUGGUUAAUCAUUCUGUGCAUUUUCCCAAAGUUUGGUUAAAUUUGGUUGCCGAGUUGUAAUAACAAAUGUUUACGGUAGUCGGGCAUAUACGUGUGUCAAACGCGUUAUGACCUGAAAUCCCUUUGGCCAGUUGUCGCACUUACAGUAAUGAUCAUGGUGUGUCAAGAUAGCACGACAAGAUUGAAGCUUCUUUCAUAUGAAAAGUUACAACAAUGCACGGAGUUUUUUCGGUUUUUGUUGAAUAUCUCAGGAUUGAAAUCGAAUUUGGGGAUCUAUAAAGGUAAAAAAUAGACAAGUUAGCGAAAGCGAGGAUUUGACUAUCCGAAGUCCCAUUCUAACCUUCGGACAAUCGAGGUUUUGAAUAAUCGAGUCUGGACGAUCACUUUCCUCGUUUGUAGCCAAUCCUCUCAAGGGAAAUGAAAACUUAAAGUUUCAAUAGUGCGAAAAAUUAUGUAAAAUAGCUUGUUGUACAAAGGUGUUCGCCUCGUCCCUUGCAGGUGUUUACGGGCGCAAGAGCACCACAUUAAGCAAACACGUGACCCGUCCAUCAAACUAGGCUGCAUUCAUUGUUGCCGCGUAAACACUACUCUGUCAAUGAUUGCAAAUUAAACAACAGACCAGGCAGGCCAUGCGUCAUCGGUCAUCAUCUCAACCGCCAAAGUACCCGCGCCGCGCGCUCGAGCGAGCCCAUAAAAUCCGUUGCUGUUUGCUGCAGUUUUAUUCGCCAUCAGGCCAAGCCUCACGCCUUUUGUCUCCCCCACUGUGUUGGUUUUAGUUUGUUUACCAUAGUUUGGACCAUUCAGGGGCAGCCAGGCUUGGCGUGGCGUGCGGUAAAUAUUGAAAACAGUAGCAAAAGUCACCCAGCACCAGUAGUAGGCUGGAUGCUCGAAAAUGGAGCUUGACCGCACCAGAAGCACGUUGACCGAAUUUUAAUUAUUUCCAUCACAUCGCGCGCCGAAUACAGCCAGGGACGAUCACGUCGCCGUGCAAGUACGCGCGCGCGCCAUCAUGGUCGCCAGUGGGAUCGGAGGCAAAGGUCACUGCGAUCGAUGCACGUAGCUGAUGGGGGAUUGCUGAAAGUGCCAAAAUCAUAGUCGACAAUAUUUUGAAUGUUUAAACCACUUUGGUGACAUAUUUAUUGGGUUUAGACACCGGAAAAUUGUACUUCAAACAUGCAAACUUAUCGCAAUUUGAAUUUCGAGAUAGCUUAGUCAGUUCCACUUCUAGUUUACAAUGUGGCUGACCAGGUUUACCGCGUGGGUUCUGCUACUAAGAUUGGCCGUUACUCUGGCGAACGUCAACCUGCCCGAUUUGGAGGUGGCCACGGGUAAAAACAGUUCCCGACCUUUCACCAUCAAGGUUCUGAAGAUGAUCUGCGUCAAUCAGCCGUACGCCUACACGGUGGUCAAAACGUGCAAGGCCAAACUGGCCCGGAAUCAACCGGCCAAGCUGAACCUGGCCUUCGACAUUCAGCGCCCAGUCAAUUCGAUGUAUCUGUCCUACGUGCUGAACUACAAGUACACCACAUACAAGCCGCUUCUGUUCGACGAUUCCUUCGACAUGUGCCGCUUUAUGGCUGAACAGGGCGGCGGAACGAACGUCCUGAUGAACUUUAUGUACAAAAUUGCCACCUCUCAGAUCACCUGGCUGCACAAGUGCCCGUACGUUGGCCUGCAGAACAUGUCCGAUUUUGUGCUGGACGAAGGUCUCAUGCCGAGCUUUCUACCCGCGGGAGACUUCAGGGCCGACACCAGAAUCUUCGACAAGGCGAACGAGACCAUCGUGGACUUUCAAAUAUUCUACAGCGUGCGAGCGAAGGGACUGUUUGAUCUGUCCAUGGGAUAGGCAGAAUCCGGUGUGUUCAUAAUAAAAUAUAAUCGAAAACUUCGAAACAGAAAUACAACUGUGAACAUUGUGAUCUUUCACGACCGAGAUCCCCACGAAAAGAAGUGCGUCAUGAACGAUCGUGGAGGCGAACUCCUGCCUCCUUCUGCAAUAAUAUUUCGAGAAGGCUUGACACUGUUUCUGUGUUUUGCGCACCCCGCUGCUGCAGGUCAAAAUUUGGCCAGCAAAUUAGGCAAUUUGAGGGGGGGUCGUUGACGUCAGACACGAGUGUGUUAUACCCCUUUGGUUGGACAGUUUUAAAAAUGUUGGAGACAGAUGUUGGAGGUUACUGUUACAAAAUUUUAAGGUGGUGGAUGGUGUAUUUCACUUUUGGGGCAAUGACCAGGCUUGCAAAAAGUUUUCAACCCAACGUACACAUGAAGCAAACCAAAACGUCAGUUCACUGCUAGCAUGUGACUGCAAGCCUACUGUGUCUAUUCAACCACUGCCGCCUGACUUGUGCCGGUCGGCUGCUGGAGAAUGAGAGACGUGAAAAAAUGAGCUACACUCACUCAAUUCGUGUCAUAUGACUGAUUCGUAAAAUCCUCUUUAAACACUAUUUUGACUAUUUUCAAACAAUUGAAUGGUUGUAAACUGUGCAAAAUACUUAAAACAAUCUUAACUUAUAUUCAAAAUUACAUUUCCACGCAUAAAUACGAACUUUUUGUGUAAAAACUUGUUUCUUUAUGUGUGUGCGUGCAACGUCGAAUGAGCGUUGGUCGACUACUGCCUCGUAUUGCAGCUGCUCAAUGAGCUAGGGCACUCACGACUGCGUCGGGUUUGUUUAUGUCACGGUUUUACGGUUCAGUGAAUGGAUCUCAAAAAUUUGUGUCAGCGUCGCCGAUUUUCGCGUCAUGACCCCUGACAUUUUCAGCACUGGCAAUGACUGUCAAUGAUGGUUCUGAAUUCAGAUCCAGAAAUAGUAAAUUGAAAUGAAAACAUAAUCACCAUAUGUAAAAAAUUUCUACAAACAACACAAAGAAAACCAUUUUUUGAUUGAAACAUUCUGAACCAAGAUUUGAAUGUUUUUCGAAAACAAACAUGGCCGCCAAAGUCCGAUCGGAAUGAUGCCUUUCAGAGCCUUAAGCGUUUACCUUUUCCAGAUAAAAAAAAAUCUUGCAAAAUACUGUUGAUAAAAUUUCUACAGUGUUCCGUAAUUCCGUGACGAUGAUGAUCAAUUCAAACAUCAGCUUUUUAAAGAUUUAUUUUGCGAGAAAAAAAAAGUUUUUCUAUAUGUUUUCAUUUCUAACUGAUAUCUUGAAAUCUAGGUCCAGCGCGUUUGGGUAUGUCAAACAUUGGCCAAUCUGUUUCCCUUGACAAUCUGUAUUUAUAACUGAGCCCACUUAAACAAGACAAACGUCAAAAAAACAAACCAAAAUGACCGAGGGGCCAACAAUCAAGUGUAAUAAAUAUUUUUUUUUGUUUUUGUGAAAUUUCAAAUCGCAAUUAAAGGAAACUUGAAAAAUCUGUUCUGAAAAAAAUAUUUGGUAACUAUUAUUUUUACAUUUUAUCAAGAAAAUAUAAUGCAUUGACGCCCCUCGGGAUUUUUGUUCAGCCCAGAUAAAUUUUUCAUCAGAUUUUUUUAAUGCGCCUCUUUUCCUGAAAAAAGGCCUCUUUUUCAAGAAAAAAUAUCAGAUGAUAUAUGUGAUGAAAAAUCUAUUUUUUACUUUUUCUAAAUUUUAAGAAUUAAUUUGCAUAGGGUGUCCAAAAAUAAAAUAAAUAUAAAAAAUGAAAUUACAAGCCUUGGUUUCAACAUUUGGAUGAAAAAAUAGUUUUAAAUGCAUUUUACACUCGUUGAGUAACUUUUGCAACGGCUUAAAUUAAAAAAAAAUCAGUAAUUUAUUAGCGAAAACAAACCAGCAGAACUUAGUGGUUGGUAUAAUUUUGCACAGGUUCUGGUUUUAGCCGAAAAUUUCGCUGGUUUAACGACAUUUUUGGCAAAUAUCAGCAAAAUGAAUAACUCUCAGCUGAGUUGGUCAUGAACGCUAUUUCGCUGAUAGUUAAAAUCCCAAGUGGUGAAUAUUUUGGGCGAAUAACGGUAGAAAAUAAAAACAUGGCAACUUGGCAGUGUACAAAUAUCAACCCUGAUCGCCGAGAAGUGAACGGGACACAUUUCUGCAACCGGUCGUUGACUUAUGUUCAAAUAACGAAAAAAAAAUGCAAACCAACUAAUCGACAGCGCGUUAGUAGCUACUCGAUCAGCUGUUUUGCCUUCUUGUCCAUAUUCUUUUUCCAACCAUCUCAAGGUCAACCUACUGCACACAACGUGCCGCGUUCGUGCCCAAGUUGAUAAUUUGCCAACUGGAACUGGUUCACGUGCGGUUGGAAUGGCCUUAAAUGAAGGGAAAUUGCGUUUGAUUGAUUGAUUGAAUUAGGCGAGCGCCCGUACUUAGAACAUCGUACACACCUUGACAAGGUUGAGCUUGCUUCAAUUAUCGACCGUUAUACUAAUACGAGCGUAUUUGGUU